AUGAAGUCCUGCAAGAGCAUUAUCAUCGCAGCCGCGUGGACAGCGUUGGCUUGGGGUAUUAGUGCUGCCCCGGCAAAACCCAACAAGGCUCCUGAGCCAAAAUAUUUCCAUGAGAAUCGCUACGAUGUUCACUAUGAUGAUCGCUACUCUCUCAUUCUACUUGAAGACCCAGAGCAGAGAGAGGCCAUCAAAGUCUUAGUCCAGACGUAUCUGGCAACUUUCCGAGACUUGGGCAUUCAAACAUGGCUGAUGCAUGGGACUCUUCUUGGAUGGUGGUGGGGUAAGAAGGUCAUGCCGUGGGACUAUGAUGCGGAUGUCCAAGUCACAGAGGCAGACAUGUAUCUUCUAGCCGCCUAUCACAACAUGACCAUAUACUACUACAAGUACGGCACGAUGGAAAAAGGUCGCUACUUCCAGCUCGAGGUCAACCCGUAUUUCGUUCACCGAGAUCAAGAUGAUAAGUCCAAUGUCAUCGAUGCCCGGUGGAUCGAUAUGCAAAAUGGGCUAUACAUUGAUAUUACUGCGGCAAGAUAUGCUCUGGAUCAUGAGGAGGGCCAAGGGGUCUUGUACGACAAAUAUGGCCACGAAUAUCGCGAUACAUAUGUCUUCCCGCUGCGAGACACGACCUUUGAGGGAGUGCCCUGCAAGAUUCCCUAUCGAUACGAGGACAUGCUGCAAGCAGAAUACGGGAAGAGGUCUUUAACUAAUACAGAGUAUCACGGAUUCGAUAACGCGACAAGGUCAUGGGUUCCCUUUGAAAAACCGGAUGAAGAAUUAUAG
Trichoderma aggressivum f. europaeum is the source of this 780-nucleotide messenger RNA. RefSeq lists its product as uncharacterized. The transcript is spliced from 6 exons. The record is from RefSeq and is a predicted model, not a curated record. Bases 1 to 780 code for a protein of 259 amino acids. Lineage: Eukaryota; Fungi; Ascomycota; Sordariomycetes; Hypocreales; Hypocreaceae.